UAGUGAUCACAAAUUUUAGUAGGAACCAUAUAUCAUGCUAAAGGAUUACAAUUUGGUUAUUAUAAAAGAUUAAAAUCUAAUUGUUGUGGUUAAAUGGUCGGCAAAACCUGAAAAUAUAUUAACAUUUUUUCCGGGUUCAAGCCUUCUUUGAAACAAAAAUCAAGGCACGUGUAAUUUAUUUAAUCGGUCAUUAAUUAGCAGGCAAUGCUAUCACAUGCAUUAUUCAUAAAACUUUCCGAACUUGAGUAAGACAAUGCACUGAUUUUUCAAAAAAAAAUCAUACUAUAACACUAUGGAUCCGAUUGGUAAUGGUUGUAGCUUUAAAAAAUUUGUCGUAGAAAAAAGACUGUAGAUGUUUUGAUGUGGCUUUAGAUUUUAUUGCUUUAAAAUUUUAUGAAAAAUUCCAAAAAAUUGCUCCGGAUUUUUGGCUAUACAGAUAGACAACACAUACAACCACUACCAAUCACACUUUAUAUUUUUAGCAAUAUUUUCGGCGCUAGCCAGAUUAACUGAUAGGAUUUAUCAAAAAUAAUAUUAUAUGGGCCAAAAUAAUUCAAACAAAAAAGUAGUCUCUUAAGAUAUGAUGAUGUUAUAUUCCAAUCGGUGCGUUUUUGUUAAGUUUGCAAACUUUAGGGUUUGAACAUACACCUCCAAAGUUCUAUGUAUUGAUCAAUAAUUGUUUUAUUUCAUGUUUAAUAUCUCUCUUUGAGACACAAAAUCUGAUAUGUAUCUAAACCUUAUGAACUAAUUAUGUCAUAUCAUUUCAGAUUCUCUGACGUCGCCUUAGAAAAUAUAUUUUAAACGUAAAAUUUAGAUUUGAGAAUGAUUAUACAAUUACAUUUAAUCAAAUAUAUAAUGAUUGGAUCAUCUUUUUUCGUGUAAAGACAAACUAUACACAAAAUAGUUAGAAAAGUUAGAUGGAAAUCUAAGUGAUGCACGCGUGGUGAUGGCUUAUGGCUAUUGGUUGCAGCUUUGUUAAACUUUAAUCAUCAAUUAAAUUAUCAUUUUUCUCGUUGUAAGAUUUAGAUGUAACUUUGAUGAUUUGUAAACAGGUUAGACAAAUAACAGAUUUAUGGUACAAAUUUUAUAUAGUUUUUAUACAGUUUUGAACGAAUAGGUUAUUUUAUUUUGUGAUAUCACGUAAAUCAUAUUAUUAUUUGUCUAGAUAAACUUGAUUUCAAAAUUGUUUAAAUUCAUAAUUCAAAGUUACUUUAGACGGAACCAAUUUUUAAAAAAAUAUUCACAGAGAAAAUAGGAAAACAUAUUUAGUUCACGUCCGUUUUAAUCAGGGCCGAAUGUUUAAUACAAAGCUGAUAUAUCAGUAUAUAUUCCCUAAGCCAGGCAAUAUCUGAAUAAGCUGUGACAAAGGAAAGCUAAAGCAACAAAAGGCAAAAGCCAAAACAAAACUAUAGAGGUGUUGAUAUUAUUAAUUCGAUGGAUACAAGGGAAGAAGAAUCUCAAGUUGACGAGGGUCUAUUUCCACCUCUAAACUUGCUUUUUACACCAACUCCGGAAUUGAUCGCCUUGAUUGAAACCCAACUGCAACAAGACUACUCAAGUCCUCAUCAACAAAACUUUCAUUACACCACAGAGCACCCAAAGACCUUAACACCUUCUGAAACUCCUAAAAACCAUGAAAAACUAAAGGCUGUGGAUUCUCAAAUCUACAAGAUCACAAUUGGUCAAUGGACUCACAUGCGGGUCUACCCGGAUGAUAUUAAGGCGAAAUUCUAUUUAGCAAAGAAGAGAAUUAUUUGGGAGAUUCUAGACGAUGUAGAAACAGGAACACAAGUGGAGAGGCUGAAGAGAAAGAUUGAGAGCCAAUGGUCUGAUGCCUUGUCUUUCAGAGCAACAUAUAAUUCAAAUGAUGGAGCUGGAAUACUAGAAGUCGAGUUGGGAAAACGUCCAACGUUCUUCAUAGAGACUAAUCCACAGCGGGGAAAACACACUCUGUGGAAGAUCUGUCCAGAUUUUACCCUAAAUCAGUCUGCUUCUAUAUACAGGAGACAUACACUUCAUUUUUUCCCUGGAGAUUUGCAAAAAACAUUGGAUAAGCUUGUGUCCGGAGAUAGCUUCUGGUCAAAACUGGCUAAAGUCAGUUUCCCAACUCUACAGUCUCUUUACUUCGAUUUUGGCUUUGGAGACAGCAACGACGGCUUUGGAGACAGCAACAACAAUGCUGCCAUCACCUUGUCUCACUACGGACACUAUCAAACAGUUCCAGUAUUUGGUCAGGUGCCUAAGCCUGAUGUAAACGUAAACUUGAACGUACCAACUCAGUUCUGCGGUACUGAUGGGAGACAAAUGAACUCAUUUGUUCAAGACGUUGACUUCCCUGGGACGCAAGUUAUCCAACCAUCUUAUCAGUUGAUCGGGGGAAGGUACUUUAGUGGGCAACAAUUUAACAAUCCAAUGAUCCAAGACCAAACGGGAAACACAGUGGAGUUACGUGGAAAUCAAGCGUAUGAACAAGCAUUACGUGAGACACAAGCUAGCUACAUGAUGUUUCAGAUGGAACCGUAUCUACAAGACAGCUUAGCUCAAGGAGGAGAUACACAGAACAUGGAGCACAUAACUUCUGAUGGUAACUUUCAGACCAACAGCAUAUGUUAUUGUGACCAAUGCCUCAUCAACAAUGGUUUAAUGCCUCACUGAUUUGUUGGUACAAGUAUGUAUAUCACUAAAGGUCUAGCUUUGUCUUUCUCUGCUACAUCUUCCCUAUAAUUCUUGUGGUUUUUUUCUUCAAAUUUCUCUUGGGGUCUUGUAUUGCAGAAAGUGUGUAACUUCAGAACUGCAUUUGGUACAAAUUAGAACCCUAACUUCUAAAAUUCUUAUUUACCGAUCAUUGAUUUAUUAUACUGAAGAGGCACUAUACGUACGGUUUUCCUCAUUUAUGUGAUUUAAGUAGUUUGCUGAUUUUUUUAACUGGCCUGUGGGAAGACAAAUAUCAUUAGCAGAUAUACCAAUGUGGAUUACAGGUUUUUGCUUAUGUUAUAGAGAAUUACAAAAAGGAUAAUAUCUUUUUAUUCUAACGCUAUGUAUCAGUCUAGGGUGUUUGGUCUAGUGGUAUGAUUCUCGCUUCGGGUGCGAGAGGUCCCGAGUUCGAUUCUCGGAACACCCCACAAAAUAAUUUUUUAGUCCCUCCAAACUGUCACAGAGACGCCUUCCUGUUUUCACAUGAUGAACUACAACUCCACGCCCUAUCUUGUUUUCCCUGCACAUGACUCAUACGCUCAGCUCCAUCACCAGAACGAAGUAUACACAAUUUCUUUUACUAUUUUCCAUUUGAGAGAUACUCAGGGAAUGUUUCUUAUUGUUUCUAAUCAUGUUGAAUACUGUGAAACUAGACCAGAUGAAGAUUUCUUCUAGAAGACCACCAGGUAAUUAGAAACACAAGAGAAGAUCAUUAUUUAACUAAUUCAGACACAAUCCCUUUUCUUGGGUCACAAGAAAAUCUCCUUUAUGAUUAAGAGCACUAGCCUGAUGAAGCAGAGAAUGACAAGCACAGACGCACACAUAACCAUACCUCCAUUUCUCAGUGUACGUUUCUGCCUGUGGAGAUUCACAAAGCGAGUCAUGAAACGUUGAUAGAGAGAGAGAGAGAGAGUUACAUAUUCUGGUCUUAAACAAGUGUAGGUUUACAUUUUGCUGCUGUUUGAGUCCCAUCUUCAACUGUACUAGAAACGUUAUGGAUGUUAUUGUCAAUCCGAUCAACUAUCGUACCCUGUUACGAGAAUUUUUUUUGCUUUUAAAUUAUUGUAUUUCUGGAGUAAGAUACUUAGACGCUGGAACACAAUUAAGAGUGUUAAGACUCGAUUUGAUGUUGAUCUUCUUUACCGCCACCAAACUGAGGGCAUCAAUGCUUUCGCACGAGCCUUUCCCAGCUCAGCCCCUUGCACGCUGAAAUCUCCUCAGAGACAUCAACCCAAUCUGGUGGCAACUCCACUGUUAUUGUUCGUCUACAGUAACAUUGUAGCAAAGGUUUCAGCUUUAACAGCAUUCAAUAACUACUGCUCUCUUGAUAAUCCACUAGAAACAUUGUUGCUCAGGGGACAGGAUGUCACCACUGUUCUGCAUCUAACAACAACUUACUUGAAAACAAAUGUGAUUUUCAACUCACACUUGCAGCUUCUAUGUCUCUCUCGGCCUAUACACAUAAAAGUUAAUACACUGAAACUUUGGUGGGGGCUGCGCGGACGCAAACCCCCCUGCCACAAAUAAUGACGUAAGCUCUUCCACUUGGGAAGACUUUAAGCUAAGCGCCCUUCCUAAGUGCAAUGGAAGUCACUAGCCUAGGCCACUCGUCUUCUUGAUCACGAGUUGACCCCGUCCAGGUAAGUGAUUUGCUAGACCUCACGAGUGUCUUAUUUAUACUGAGCUUCUGAAGGGUCCUUCUUUUCCCGUAAGCGAGGUGGGACUUUGUUGAGUUUCACAUUCUCCGCUGUUCUAAUUUUCUUAAGAAGCAUCGUGUGCCGUUUUAUUGCUCCUCUUGUCUGACGGGAUAACUAAAAAGCGAAACAGUAAGGCCUUUCUUUACUUGUUUACGUUCUAUAAUGGGCUGGGUGUCUUAGUGGCCCAAAAUCAGUUUGUUAUAAUAUGUCAUCAUUUUCCGAAUUUGACCGACUCUUAAAUUAUUUAAAUUAAAUAGUGUUGGCUUUGUUACAAAAAAAAAAAAAAAUAGUGUUGGCUAAAG
Messenger RNA from Brassica napus (rape), 4693 nucleotides. RefSeq lists its product as uncharacterized. The transcript has 5 exons. Lineage: Eukaryota; Viridiplantae; Streptophyta; Magnoliopsida; Brassicales; Brassicaceae. The record is from RefSeq and is a predicted model, not a curated record. Bases 1435 to 2655 code for a protein of 406 amino acids.